GCGACAUCAGAAUAAUAUCAUCCUCAUCGAGCUGAAGGGCGCGUAUUGCUCUGCUCAGUUCGGGAUAUCAGAACUCUAGGACACGUACAAUAGAUUGAUACCCCACCCACCACCUAGCGCGCAUCGUGUGGCAUUCAUCAUAUGAGGCAUCAUCAACAUUUUCGCUUGGAAACUGAUGGCUGAUGUUCUUCGUGUCUCAUAACUUUCCUUCCUUUGCACAUGAACCUUAGUAGGUGACCAGCUUGACCAGGUCUGUGAUGGAGACUGAGGCAGAGACUGACGUAGACUGUUUGGUGGACACACUCCCUUACAUAGACAGCGUCUACAGCGAUUCUCCUGAACCGUCUCCCAACCGGAUCACUGACGUGUCUGGGGACAACGGGACCUCUCAGACUUGGUUCGGUGAUGAGUCCACGCUCUCGGUCACUCCCCAAGACCAAGAAGAGGUAAAAAGAUCGUUACUUUCUGCACACGAACAGGACAACGUUCACCAGGAAACUCCUGCUAGCUCAGUGGCAAAGUCUCCGGACGUACUUGUUCAGCCGUGUGAUGAAGACACUGAACAUGUUGACCUCCACAAUGGCGAAAGUGUCACUUUACUAACACCUCUACACACAGACAACAGACAACUGGACGUCGGUGCACGAUAUCUUACGGAGCCCGGUCAUGGUACUAACAAAGAAACAGAUCAGAGAGAAACAUUGGCGAUGUUCAGCUCUGAUGGUAACAAAAGAAACAGUGGGUCUUCUUUCAGUAAAUCCUCACCAUCUGAUAGUGAUACAUUUCCCAACUCAAAGUCUGUGCCGCAUGUGACCACGCCUCAAGAAUCUCAAAUUGCCUCCCCAGCUGGGAUAAACACGAUGUCCCCUCAAAACCGUUUUUCCUACGGCAGUCAACGCAGUUCCAUGUCAUCCAUUGCCUCACUAUCUGAAGGUGUCGGAGAAAGUGCAGGGGAAGACAACCCCAUGUCACCGAGCGACUUUUCCAGAGCUCUACAGCUGACCUGCGCCCUGAAAAGGAUGAAUAACUUCAAUAAGGGUCCAAGUGUACAGGAAAAGGAAGAAACUCAUAACAGUGUGAAAACUGCUGCGCCUCAACGGUUCCUACUGGAUGACGGGAGACAAAACUCUGAGCAGACAACAACAAAAUCUCCUGAACCAUUAAACAGCUCUUAUGUUUCGGGCAAACAGGAAGGAGAAAACAACGACCAAAGUUUAUUAAACGAGACUGGUUUAGAAUUGGCCAGUGGGGAAAACAAAGCCCCGGAAAAAGAAACGAAGGCUGCAUCAAGGCUACGUUCUCUAUUCACGAAAUCGAAGUCGCCAUUUUGGAAGAAGAGCAAAGACGGACCAGGGGUCUCCAAAGCGGAUACCCCAACCUGUUCUAAAGAAACUGAUGAAGAAGAAGGCCAACUAAGUUCCCAUGAAUACUCUCAGGAGUUUUUGGCUGAUACUAUCGCUGCAAGAAGUACCAACAACGACAGCGAAGGCCAGAAUCAAUCAGCACUGGGCACAUCGGAAUCUUCACGACAUCAGCAAGACUCUUGGGACCUUGAUCAUGAAGGGGUUGCGCGCAAACUAGGGAGAGAUUUAGAAUGUUCGAAAGAAGAGGUGAAGCAGAUCAUUCUUGAACUGAAACGUCUGUCUUCAGAAAAUGAAAGUACAAUUGAACAUGAGGAUUCGAGGCCACAAUUUCUCGAGACGUCUCAGAAUGAGGAAGAAGAAGUUGAAACAGGAGACAGAUCUACAGAAUCUGGAAGUAUUUCACAGGGUAAACGGUCUGAACAACACUCCGAUGGACGCCCAACGAUACGUUUACAAGAGCCAGGAGGCGAUGUCGUACUUACAAGAAUUGAUGAGAAGAGCAGUCAGUCUGAGUCCGCCGAUGGUGGCCUGAGAACCUCUGUUCACAGUGGAACAAGCGCUACUGACACCACCAAACCAUCCAGCCCUCAACCCCCGGGGCCAACGGUACCAGACAACCUUCGUGGUAAACGCCAUGUCUCCUUCGCAAUUGGUGGCAAAGUGAUCACUAUCCUGAAUGAAGACACGCCCGCCUACAAGCAGGGGCAUGGUGAACACCAGAGCACAAAAUACGAUGGCGGAAUCGCCACUCAUCACCUGGCGUCAGAGCGGAAGAAGUCACUGUUGGAAAGGUCCCUGUCUUUAAGCUGCGACAAACCACGUCAAGACCACGAAGAACUCCACAGAACGUCCAGCCUCCCUUCUGACAUGAAAAGAAAAAACAGAGCUGACACUUGUGAGAUUGGAACAGCAUCAAGUUGUGAGUUGAACGUCAAAGAAUCAGUGGGAGACAAUGAAGGUUUUUGUUCCGAAGAACACAGUGGUGAAAAUAACAUUUCUGACGAAGAAACGCCGGGACAACAGAAUGAAACAAAGAAAGAGGGGGACCUAGGGGCAACAAAUAACGCCUUUUUAGAAAGCCCCACACUUUCAUGCAGCCCUACAAAAAGUAACGACCAGCUGCCGCCCGUGAGCUCAGAGGCGAUAGAAAACUCACGCUUCUCCAAAACCGCCCACAGCGGCUCGUUCAAACUUGGGACAGAUCGGAGAGAAAGACCUGCUCUUAAAGGAUGGUUGUCAAUGGACGAUGCUGUGUCCGAGUCUUCUCCCCUGGCUCAGGCUGGUUCCGCCGAGAGCAAGAAGAGGCGUCUGUACAGCGACACAGCGGUUCAGAACGUUGACCUCCGACCUGUGCUGGCAGACCUGAGCGAGGAAGACCCGGAUGGGGAGUCCGGCAACCAAUCAGAGGACGGGAACAUGAACGUGGAGGAGGACACACUCAGCUUGGAGUUUUUCGUGCCGGGGAAAAAGAAGUACAUCCGGCUGCACAGAGCGACGUUCAUCGCCUUUGUGCUCAAAUACUCCAUCUUCUUGUCUACUUUCAUUUUCUGGGCAAGUAUCUUAUUGUUUAAGUAAGAGUUUUACGGCACUUGCAACACAAUAAGGUCACAUAAGUGAAGAAGAU
Messenger RNA from Aplysia californica (California sea hare), 2988 nucleotides. RefSeq lists its product as uncharacterized. Bases 258 to 2939 code for a protein of 893 amino acids. The transcript has 2 exons. Lineage: Eukaryota; Metazoa; Mollusca; Gastropoda; Aplysiida; Aplysiidae. The record is from RefSeq and is a predicted model, not a curated record.